Molecule: messenger RNA, 675 nt
Organism: Vicia faba (fava bean)
Lineage: Eukaryota; Viridiplantae; Streptophyta; Magnoliopsida; Fabales; Fabaceae
Source: the annotation of a GenBank genome assembly
AUGUCUCGAUUUAGCAACAACCUAAUCGGACUCCUCAACUUCCUGACCCUGCUCCUCUCAAUCCCCAUCCUCGUGAUGGGCGUAUGGCUCCACAAAAAAUCCACCAGCGAAUGCGAACGCUUCCUCGAGAAGCCAAUCAUCGCCCUCAGCGUUUUUCUCUUGGUGGUUUCUCUCAUGGGAUUAAUCGGUGCUUGUUGCAGAGUUUCGUGGCUUCUCUGGUUCUACCUCCUCGUCAUGUUCUUACUCAUCGUUCUUCUUUUCGCUUUCACCAUCUUUGCCUUUUUUGUUACUAAUAAAGGGGCGGGUGAAGCGGUCUCCAAUCGCGGGUAUAAGGAGUAUAAGCUUGGGGAUUAUUCGAAUUGGUUGCAGAAUAAGGUUACGGAUGGGGGUAAUUGGAAAAGGAUUAGAAGCUGUUUGGUGUCCGGGAAGGUUUGUGAGGAUUUUCAAGCCAAGUUUGGGAAAGAUAGUGUUGAACAAUUUCAUGCUCAGAAGUUGUCUGCUCUUCAGGACACAACUCUUGUUCCAUGCCAAAUGCUCACACAAUCAUGCAUUGAUGCACUUUCACCGCUGCUGUGCGUGAAGGCUCAUUCGUCGUCGUUAUGGAAUAAGGCUUUGUUAUCGUCCUUAUUCGUGAAGCCUAUGUCAAUGCGGCAAGGAUAUAGAACAAUAGGAUGA